Molecule: messenger RNA, 1269 nt
Organism: Aspergillus thermomutatus
Lineage: Eukaryota; Fungi; Ascomycota; Eurotiomycetes; Eurotiales; Aspergillaceae
Product: cytochrome and DOMON domain-containing protein
Exons: 4
Coding region: 1-1269 (422 amino acids)
Source: RefSeq, a predicted model, not a curated record
AUGAUGGUGCGCUUUUUACGGAGCGGACUCUUCCUGGCUGCGGAAGAAGCAAGUACUGCCGUGAGCACAUUUACUCUUCCACUGGGAAGCAAUGCAGAGAAUUACACCUUUGCCCUUAAUCUCCCCGAGAAUUCCAGCGAUGUGUACUUCCACCUCUCUGGACCGACCUCGUAUUCGUGGGUGGCCGUGGGGACGGGCCAGGAGAUGAAGAACUCUUUGAUGAUCCUGCUGUAUUCGGACGCCAGUGGAAAGAAUGUCACUGUCAGUCCGCGACUUUGUACAGGUGAAACAGAACCGGUGUAUGCCUCCUCCCUCGCUGUCGAUCUUCUUCCCGGAACAGGCAUCGCGAAUGGCUUCAUGACCGUCAAUGGACGCUGCUCGAAUUGCACGAAAUGGAAUACAGGCUCGUUGGAUUUGCAAUCUACCUCGCAGCCUUGGAUCUUUGCCCUAGGACCUCACUCUGGCGCCAACGCGGUCCUUCGCAGUGACUCCAAGACGGCCAGCAUCGAGCGACACUCGAAGUACGGACGCUUCUCAAUGGAUAUGACUCGCGCGACCGGCGGAUCCGGCGGCUUGCCUGACUCGUACACCAGUUCGAUAGGAUCCAGCCUGGACGGAGGCGUGUCAAAUGACAGCAACUGGCCUGCUGUGAUUCAUGGCGUGGCGCUCUGUGGCGCUUUUAUCCUAUUAAUGCCCACAGGCGUCAUUCUGCUGCGCGUGGCUCCAGGGAGUGUCCGCUGGCACUGGCUCAACCAGACUCUCGCAAGUGUCAUCGCCAUCAUCGGUGUCCUGAUCGGCUUCUGGCUGAGCACCAUGUACACGAGAUCGCAGUCAUUCAACUCGUCGCACCAGGUGAUUGGGAUUUUAGUCGCUAUUGCCAUGAUCGCCCAGUGGGGGAUCGGAUUCUGGCACCACCGGCUGUACAAGCUGCGCCAAGCCCCAACCAACUACGGUGUGUUCCACCGGUAUUUCGGCCAUAUCGUGAUGUUCUUCGCCAUUGUCAAUGGGGGGAUUGGGCUGAAGUGGUCCUCUGCAUCCACGGGUACGAUUAUUGGGUACUCUAUAGCUGUGGCUAUUGUUUGCAUCCCGGUUAUCGGCGCGGUCGCCUGGAAGAAAUGGACUGCCUCUCGUGGCGGCCAAGGCUAUGUUCACCGGCCGGUGCGUAUCGACGAGGCACAGGAGGGAUUUGAAUCAAAUAUCCAUCUCAAUCAGUAUCCUGGUGACCAGUAUCCUCCCAAGACAUAUGGCUAUACGGGGCCGGAACGGUAA